AGAGAGAGAGAGAGGUGGGACUCCCUGUCUGUUUGGUUGCCCUGGGAGAGGUUUUAGCCAUCCUGCUGGUGAGCUCUGGACACGACUGCGCCUAAAGAGAGAGAGAGAGAGAGAGAGAGAGAGAGAGAGAGAGAGAGAGAGAGAGAGAGAGAGAGAGAGAGAGGAGGAGUAUCGUUCAUCCAGUCAACCUGUUGCAGAACGGACGACGAUGGAGGGAACACGGCAUUCUGGGAAUGUUUGAAGGCGCAUUUCGAAGGAAAAUCAUCGACUGCGCGUCAACAGAGCUGCCGGGAUCGACUGCGUAAAAACGGUGCCAAAGGAGGUUCAGCGGUUUUUAGGGUUUUUAUUGGGGGGUAAUUCUUGGAGGCUCCGCCCUCCCACCUGUAAACUACCCCAGCUGGGGGCGGAAAUAGGUUCCUCGCGUUGUCACAGGGGUACAAGGGGGCACGAUUAGGGGGAUAGAAGAGACAAAAAAGGGGUAGAAGAGGUAAAACGAAGGAAACAGCGCUGUGCGCAAACGCUGAAAGCUGAAGGCGCGUCACCGACACAACGAGCGAGAGCGCGCAGAGAGAGAGAGAGAGAGAGAGAGAGAGAGAGAGAGACAUCACCGCUGGGUCGUUCGUCCUGGACACACACAUAAACUCUCAGAGGAGACAGAAAAAUGACCAUCCUGGCGCUCAGCUGACCGAAGCACGAGAGAGAGAGAGAGAUAGAGAGAGACCUGUAUAGACAGCACUGCUGGGUCAUUUUUCUCCCAAACGUCACCUCCCUCGCUGGAACAAGCUGGACUAAAUGACCAUGGUCCUGUAGGCUGGCACUGCCCACCGCUGCCCAGUGCACCCGCUACACCGUCACCGUCAGUGUCCAGGAGGGCUGCUGGGUAAAAACAUGGCCGAGCCCGGGUCAGUUGGACCUACCAGGACACCCCGAAGCGCCAGCUGAACUGACCAUGGAGCGUAAACCUGUGGCCACCAAGCCGUGAUGACCAACCUGGUGUCCAGCGAGGUGUCCAGAGGUCCAGCCAGGAUGAGCGUGGUCAUCCCUUACUCCCCGGACAUGCCGUGUGACAGCAACGAUCAGCGCAUGUGGUGGGCUUUCCUGGCCUCCUCCAUGGUCACUUUCUUCGGCGGGCUCUUCAUCAUCCUCCUGUGGAGGACCCUCAAGUACCUGUGGACCGUCUGCUGCCACUGCAGCGUCAAAAAGAAGGACGUUCAGAGGGUCAGUAACCCCAGUGGAGUCGGAGAUGGAGGGGGUAAAGUUGGAGAUAAAAAGGAGGCGGCUGCAGCGGUCAGCGAGGUCGGCUGGAUGACCUCAGUCAAGGACUGGGCCGGGGUCAUGAUCUCUGCGCAGACGCUGACCGGACGAGUGCUGGUGGUGCUGGUGUUCGCUCUCAGCAUCGGAGCCCUCGUCAUUUACUUCAUCGACUCUUCUGAUCCUAUAGAAUCUUGUCAGAAUUUCGACAAGGACAUCACGUUGCAGAUCGACAUGGCGUUCAAUGUGUUCUUCCUGCUCUACUUCGGUCUGCGAUUCAUUGCAGCUAAUGACAAGCUGUGGUUCUGGCUGGAGGUGAAUUCGGUGGUGGAUUUCUUCACUGUGCCACCAGUGUUCGUGUCGGUGUAUCUGAACCGGAGUUGGCUCGGGCUGAGGUUUUUGAGAGCCUUAAGAUUGAUACAGUUCUCAGAAAUAUUGCAGUUUUUAAAUAUCUUAAAGACAAGCAAUUCAAUAAAGCUGGUGAACUUGUGCUCAAUCUUCAUAAGCACAUGGCUAACUGCCGCAGGCUUCAUACACUUGGUGGAAAACUCAGGGGAUCCUUGGGAAAACUUCCAAAAUUCCCAGCCACUUUCCUACUGGGAAUGUGUGUACUUACUCAUGGUAACCAUGUCCACGGUGGGCUACGGAGACGUUUGUGCUAAAACGACGCUCGGCCGCCUUUUCAUGGUCUUCUUCAUCCUCGGUGGAUUGGCCAUGUUUGCCAGCUACGUCCCUGAAAUCAUAGAAUUAAUAGGAAACCGCAAGAAAUAUGGUGGUUCCUAUAGUGCGGUAAAUGGGAGAAAGCAUAUUGUGGUGUGUGGUCACAUCACUCUGGAAAGUGUUUCCAACUUCCUCAAAGACUUCCUUCACAAGGACAGGGAUGAUGUCAAUGUAGAAAUUGUUUUUCUCCAUAAUAUUUCCCCUAAUCUUGAGCUGGAAGCCUUAUUCAAGCGCCACUUCACUCAGGUGGAAUUCUACCAGGGAUCCGUCCUAAAUCCCCAUGACCUAGCAAGAGUCAAGAUUGAAUCAGCAGAUGCCUGUUUGAUUCUAGCCAAUAAAUAUUGUGCAGACCCUGAUGCAGAAGAUGCGUCAAAUAUCAUGAGAGUGAUUUCUAUCAAGAACUACCAUCCAAAGAUCCGAAUCAUCACGCAGAUGCUCCAGUAUCACAACAAGGCUCACCUGCUGAACAUCCCAAGCUGGAACUGGAAGGAGGGUGAUGAUGCAAUCUGCCUGGCCGAGCUGAAGCUAGGCUUCAUCGCCCAAAGCUGCUUGGCCCAGGGCCUGUCCACCAUGCUGGCCAACCUCUUCUCCAUGAGGUCAUUCAUUAAGAUUGAGGAGGACACGUGGCAGAAGUAUUACCUGGAAGGAGUAGCCAAUGAAAUGUACACAGAGUAUCUGUCCAGUGCCUUUGUGGGUUUAUCUUUCCCUGUGGUUUGUGAACUCUGCUAUGUGAAGCUGAAGCUCCUGUUGAUCGCCAUUGAGUAUAAGUCUGAUCAGAGAGAGAGCAGUACGCUGAUUAAUCCAGGGAAUCAUGUGAAGAUGCAGGAGGGAACACUGGGCUUCUUCAUCGCCAGUGAUGCCAAAGAAGUGAAGAGGGCCCUUUACUACUGUAAAGCCUGCCACGAUGACAUCACAGAUCCAAAAAGGAUAAAGAAGUGCGGAUGCAAACGCACUAAGAAGGCCGGCAGGCGCCGAAUGCGUCUGGCAUGUUGCUUAGAUUGCGGACAGGCUGAACGAGGCUGCUUGUGCAUGUCCCACAGUGAUCGUAGUAACAGGGAGACUCCACCACCUCGUGCCUUUCCUCUCUCUCCCACCUCUCUUAGUGAUAAAACGGCCACUUUACGCUCCUCUAAAAGUAACUAUAACGGAUAUAUCAAAUCAAUUGAAGAGGUGCACCAGUCCACUCUGUCCCCGAAGAAAAAACAACGCAAUGGAGGAAUGAGGACUUCACCCAACUGCUCCCCAAAAACAAUGAGGCACGACCCCCUCUUGAUCCCCAGCCAUGAUCAGAUGGAAACGAUGGAUGAGAAUGUGAAGAAGUACGACUCCACAGGAAUGUUCCACUGGUGUCCCUCUAAAGACAUCGAGAAGGUCAUACUGACUCGUAGUGAAGCAGCGAUGACCGUGCUGAGUGGUCAUGUGGUGGUGUGUAUAUUUGGGGACGUGAAGUCGGCCGUUGUUGGUCUGAGGAACCUGGUGAUGCCUCUGAGGGCCAGCAACUUCCACUACCACGAGCUGAAGCCCAUCGUAUUCGUGGGCUCUUUGGAGUAUCUGAAGAGGGAGUGGGAGACGCUCCACAACUUCCCCAAAGUCUCCAUACUGCCUGGCAGUCCUCUGAGCAGAGCAGAUCUGAGGGCCGUCAACAUCAACCUGUGUGACAUGUGUGUGAUCCUGUCGGCCAAUCAGAACAACAUAGACGACGCGUCUCUGCAGGAUAAAGAGUGCAUACUGGCCUCCCUCAACAUCAAAUCCAUGCUUUUUGACGACAGCAUAGGCCUCCUUCAGGCCAACUCACAGGGCUUUACUCCUCCUGGAAUGGAUCGAUCGUCUCCUGAGAACAGUCCUGUUCAUGGCCUGGUCCGGCAGACCUCCGUCACGACAGGAGCAAACAUCCCUAUCAUCACAGAGCUCGCUAAAUCAGACAGGCUGCUGAACGCAGUGUGUGUGAGGCAAGACAAGAGCAGCGGGACGAACAUCCCUAUGAUCACUGAGCUGGUGAAUGAUUCCAAUGUCCAGUUUCUGGAUCAAGAUGAUGAUGAUGAUCCAGACACAGAGCUGUACCUCACCCAGCCUUUCGCCUGCGGAACUGCCUUCGCUGUCAGCGUGCUCGACUCUCUCAUGAGUGCGACUUACUUUAACGAUAAUAUUCUCACGUUAAUCCGGACGCUGGUUACGGGAGGAGCCACCCCAGAGUUGGAGGGUUUAUUAGCAGAAGAAAAUGCUUUACGUGGCGGCUACAGCACCCCCCAGACGCUGGCCAACAGAGACAGAUGCCGUGUGGCACAGUUGGCUCUCUACGAUGGGCCAUUUGCUGACCUUGGGGACGGUGGCUGCUAUGGCGAUUUAUUCUGUAAGGCGUUAAAAACAUACAACAUGCUGUGCUUCGGGAUAUACCGGUUAAGAGAUGCUCACCUGAGCUCGCCGAGCCAGUGCACCAAGCGGUACGUCAUCACCAACCCUCCCUAUGACUUUGAGCUGGUGCCCACAGACCUGAUCUUCUGUCUGAUGCAGUUUGACCACAACGCUGGUCAGUCUCGGGCCACUCUCUCCCACUCGUCCCACUCCUCUCACUCCUCCAGUAAGAAAAGCUCGUCUGUCCAUUCGGUCAGCACCAGCACCCGCGCCGGCCGCAGCAAGAGCCGAGAGCCGCGAGACAAGCAGAAGUACGUUCCACUGUAACGCCCUGAAGACCUGUCACUAUUCCUGUACCUCUCUCUAUCGUCUCUCUCUCUCUGUAUAUCUCUCUCUUUUCUCUUCUGUCUUCCUCUCUGUCUCUUUCUUUUUCUGUUUCUCUUCUCUUUCUCUCUCUCUAGCUGGGUUUCCAUUUAAAUGUUUUGCAAAUGAUAUGCGCAUUUAUAAAAUUUCGGCAGAAAAAAUGCGAAUUAAAUCAUGUUUGCAUCCACUACAGUUUCGCAAAGAAACUUCAGAUGACGCAGGCUAACAUGAUUAGGGGCUGCACUCUGCAAUGUCCUGCAGGUUUCUCAAACACUAGAGGGCACUCCUGAGUAAGUCCAAAAUGAAUGGGUUAAUGUGGAGCUUUUGAGCAAAAUCAUAUUUUUUAUAAAUUUAUAAAAGCUGAAACAUUUUUAAUGUAAAAGAAUUCAUUCAUUUCCUGAACACAGAACAGCAUAAAACAUUUUAACACUGCUGUUAUAUUUCUAAGAGCUUUUAAACUCGAGUUAUAGGAGUUUAAAACAGCGCCUCAUGUGCGUUCAUGACGUCAGUGAGAGCAAACAGCCAAUGAGCUGCUUCGCUCGCCAACCAAUCAGCACUCAGUAGCAGUAAUGUUAGCGUCCUGCUGCCCAAAACCCGUUUGCUGUAGAAAAAAAUGAAACAUACAGGUGAGUUUUCUUUGUUUUUUUUUAGUGAAACUAAACUUUUAGUGAUUAGAAACUAUUUUUUCGUUUUUAGCCGUUUAGCUCCAUUUACUCCCAUUCAUUGAGGACUCACUCACGGCGCCCUCUGCUGUUUUGCAGUCCUGUUUUUGAUAUAACAGGGGAAACAGGAAGAGGCCAGACUCCUUAUAAACCAGCUCUGGUUUAACUCAGUUUUAAGUAGAAUUAUCUUUACAGCCAUUUGCCAUCUUUUUAUAGCCAUGUUUGCAGCUCAGGGAUGCCGGGCAGGACAAACAGUGGCCACCUAAUGAGGGCCAAAAUCUCUUUGCCACCUCGAUGAUGUCCACCUUGCAUCCAGGAAUCCGAACACACCAGACAAUUCUGGGAGAACUUAGUACCGACCCAUUCAGACGAGCUUUGGACUAGGCAUUUCAGAAUGUUGAAAACGUGUCAUGUGACUUAUGACUUGUUUAUUCAAAAAACACUCUUCCGUCACCUUUUUCGCAUUUUGGCUUUAGUGAUAUUCUAACUUUUCCAUCUCAUCCUAGCGUAAAAACCUUUUGCACAAUUCAAAGAUUUUUGAAUUUCAGGCUUUUUUUGUGCAUUUUCAAAAUUUGCAAAAAAUUUGGUGGAUGAAAAACCCACUUCUGUCUCCCUCUCUCACUCUCUUCUCUGUCUCUCUCUUCUCUGUUUUUGUGUCUAUCUCUCUGUUCUCUCUUACUCUCUCUCUGUCUUUGUCUCUUUCUGUCUCUCUCUCUCUCAUCUCUCCUUCUCUGUCUCUCUCUGUCUUUGUCUCUUUCUGUCUCUCUCUGUCUCUCUCUCUCUCUCUCUCUCUCUCUCUCUCUCUCUCUCUGUGCCUGUGUGAUGCGUCUGGCCUCGUGCUGCUGCUGGCUGUGUCUGUGAGCCGUGCGGUCAGUCUGCACGCUCUCCUGCAGCCGUGUGCCAUUUGCAUGUGACCUCAGAAUGUCGCAGCGUCUCCGUCGCCGUCUGACGUGACUCAUAACAGCGAACUUGAAACUCAGUCCGAUUCAGCCAUACACGCUUCACGCGUCCUCGGAAACACAUCGUCACGCCCGCCCUCACGGCUCUGCCUGUCAAAACUCUUCUGUUUGUCUUCAGCCGCAGUUUACGUUUUAAAGAAAAGUGGUAUUUUACUUUCUUCAUUGGCGAUGUCUUACCUGGUUUACCUGGAGUCUGUUUGGGGUCCCGUAGAAACGGAGAUGAGAUUUUUGCACUGAAACUGCACUUUAAGCACAAAGCAUUACACCUGUCAUCACGCCAUCAUAUGUGUUUGUUACAUCAUACAUUAAUUGCCUUUUUUCUGUUCUGGGCAAUAGCCUCAUUCCUCCUUCUGUGGCUCUUUUCUUCCUGCAUGGCAAAUAAAACGGGGUUAGAUAAACAACUACACUGGCUAUAAGGUUAAUCCACACCUCUCAUACGAAAGAUCACAGAUUUCUAUGGUAAAAGUCAAGCAAAAGCGUUUCAGUAAUUCAUGGUCCAGAUGUUUUUUUAGUUUGUUUUUUUUUAACGUUUCUAAAUUGCUGCAUUAAUGUUGCAUUUAAUUGAGCUGAAAUUUAAACUGAGUAUAAAUAAAAAUCUUAGAAUAACGUAGCGUCCCAAUAGGAUUCUAGUAGUUUGUUAGCACUAAACUUUCGAAUGUUCCAUUCUACCUAAAACGGAGAAUGCAAAAAAUAGUCUUGUCAAGUGGAAUGAUCUUAAAUCUAGUCACUAUAUCUAAAAUUCUCCAUUUUGAGAUGGUUGUGCACUGAUUAGAAGGUUAUUUAGCUCAUUUCUAGAUAUUAUUUACUUGUUUAGGUACUUUCAUUAAGUAAAAUUCUCUCACUAUACUGGCAGAUUAUUUUGUUGGUUUCACACACAUUUCCUAAAACAAACACAAUUAUCUGCCAGUGUAGUGAGAUUAACGUAACAAAAUCACUUAAAACCAGCAAAAUGUCUAGAAAUAAGGAAAAUAAUCUAAAAUUAAGCUCACAACUUUUCACAAGAGGGGAAUUAUUAGAUUUAUUGACUUUAUUUAAGAUAAUUUUACUUGACAAGAUACCAUUUUUGCCGUGGGGCAGCAGUUACAUUCUGGUGCAUUUAGGUCAAUCUAAUAAGUCAGGACUUCUCUUCAGCUCCUAAAGUCCUAACCAAUAGGAGUGAUCGCUUAGCCAUAUCUAUCUAGAUAUACAAUGGGGAAAAACAACUCCUGAUUGGCCAGUUUUCCACUGGAUGCUUCAAGAAUUUAACCUUUUUUCCAUCCUGUGCUUAACAACGAAAGAGUAGUAUUGUAAUACUUAAUAAAAAUAAUAAGAAUAUAAAAAAGCCUAAAUCGUUAGGCGUUCUCUAAAGGCCUAUAAGGCCCUGAGGGUUCUCCUCUAUACAGGGCCUUAUAGGCAUAUACAGCAUGAGUAUUGAAUAACUUUAGAACUAAAAAUCCAUGUUCCAGGCAUUUUUGACAGGUUAUGUUCUCAAAAGAGAAUAAUCCCUACCUAUUUUCUUAAACCUAAUCCCACCCCAGUAUUACUUCAGUGUUAUAUUUAUACCCAGUUUAAAUUUCAGCUCAGUCCUGUCCGAUAUCAGCAUUCACUGAGCAACUGAACACGAUAAUUAUUUUUAUGGGCAAACUUAAAAAAUUCAUAACUGAAAAAAACAUUUGGAGAACGCUUUUGAAAUUUUGCAUUGUCGCAUAAAUUAAAUAGAUGUUUUAGCUUGAAUUUUUUCCUGGAAAUCCGUGACUGACU
Molecule: messenger RNA, 8047 nt
Organism: Colossoma macropomum (tambaqui)
Lineage: Eukaryota; Metazoa; Chordata; Actinopteri; Characiformes; Serrasalmidae
Product: calcium-activated potassium channel subunit alpha-1-like
Biological process (GO): potassium ion transport; transmembrane transport
Cellular component (GO): postsynaptic membrane
Molecular function (GO): large conductance calcium-activated potassium channel activity
Source: RefSeq, a predicted model, not a curated record